AACCAACUUCACAACUCGGGAAAUGGGACCUUCCGAGGAGCACGUGAACGCGACAUCAGCCCCUCCCCCCUUUUGUUUACGUCACGCUUUUCCUCUACGGGUCGUCAUGGCGACAGCGUUGUGAAGGCAUCCAGCGCCUCCGCCUGUGUCGAGCUUUAUAUAAACAGUCUACGGUGUCGAGCAGAGAGAACCUUCCAGCACGAGCUGCAGGACUUCCUCCAUGACUGCUGCUUCCUGAAGAAAGAACAGCGAUACACAAACAAGUGAAACGCAUCAUGGGAUACAGCCUGCCUCCUCCUGAUCUCACCGUGAAGUAAACUGACACAAACCAGGAGAGUGAUGGCGACAUGUGAAGAAGCAGAUGUCACAGUGUGUGGAUCAGAUGAGGAGCCUUCACCACAGGAGGAUGAUGAGGAUGAGGAGCUUCACUGCACAUCAGAGAGGGGAAGAAGUAAAACACCUGCUGACAUCCUGUUGGAUCUCAGUGAGGAGGCCGACCUGAAAGAGCUGGAGCCAUAUCACUAUCAUCUGUACUCUGGUGUGGAAGAAGCUGUCUGUGGUUGGGACAGAGUUGCUCCAAUGAGCUGCAUUCUUCUGACUCAGAAGAAAGACAGGAAACCAGAGCCAAAGGAGGCUGAAAAACCAAACAUCUCAGAAGAUCUGACACCUGUUACUUCAGAAAGCUCAGCCAGCAUCCAACAGCAGCGCUGUGAGUCGUGUCCUGGACUUUGUAACCAACAGGGAGAAUCUUGCCUUAUCAAUGCUGUGGCAGGUCUGCAGCUAGAUAACACAGAAUGGCCGUUCGUCAACGCCAUGCAGAAAACUACAUCACAUCACCUUGCGCAAACGACAGCUGAAGGAAGGACUCUUGUAGAGACUUGGCGGCCUCAUCAUCUGUCUUCAAAAUGCACAGUGUCAGAGAAAAGGCCUGUUAAGCCUCAGAAACACAGCCACAGGCCCAACAGUACCGUGGUUCCCAUCAAGACCUACACAUUCUUACCACCAAUCAAGCCACCGGGUCCAGAUCCCAAAAUGGACGGCCAGACCUGCAGUGGCAGGAAGGCUUCGGGGGGAGUGAACUUGCAGGAAAGAGGUUUCAUGGUGGAUAAGAGAAGUGGGAGGAGAGGAAGAAGAGAGGAGCCCGUUGCAAACGCUGGGCUUCCCAAUCACCCUGCAGCCCUGACCUCCACACACCAGACAUGUAACCAUAACAAACCCUUGUUUUAUGCUGGAAAUGUUUCUAUUCCCAAAAGGUUUCAGGUGCCCAUGUCCUCCAAAUCUGACACAGUGCAAUACGGGCAUUACAUGAUGGAUAAGAGCCUCACACAAGUCCUCCAGGGCAACACUGCAGCUGGUGCCCAAACCCAUCUCCAGCCCCGCUGCCUGUUUUCUUAAGGAACAUCUUGUGUGUGUCUUCAAGCUGUGUGAGGCCUGUGCAAUAAAACCUGUAAUUUCAUGUGAUGAUGAUGGUACCACAACUUUUAAUAUCUCCGACUCUACAAAGUCUUCACUCCAUCAUAUAAUGUUGGCAUAACUGUAGAUGGAAGAAAUUGCAGUAAUUGCAGAGAUAAUUUGUUUUUCAUCCUCCGGAGCUUACUCACCAUAACAAUAGAAGUCCAUUGUUGAGCUCUUUAUGUCAUCUGGGACUUUAUUUUCCUCUGAACAGUUCCCACAAGUGCUUCUUCAGCUGUUCAAGUUGCCUAGCAACAAUUCCCUCUCACAAUCUGCUGUUCAAACUCCAUUGAAUUCAGUAUUGGUAUUUCACAUGUAGCCUCUGUCCAGGCUGUGUCCAAACUCCUGCACCUGUUCAGUUUACCAGUCAGUGUACAGUGUACAAGGGUUAUCAGAGCAGUAAUAUACCAACAUCCCUAAAGCAGCUGUGUCACAUUGAUCUCCAAACAUCUUUUACUACUUUCAUUGUGACAAGCUGUUUACUUUAUUAUACUACCUCUUUUGUACUGAGUUGUGUUGUGAAAUAAAAGAAACCUAAAUAUAAAGUGAAUUG
Molecule: messenger RNA, 2005 nt
Organism: Platichthys flesus (European flounder)
Lineage: Eukaryota; Metazoa; Chordata; Actinopteri; Pleuronectiformes; Pleuronectidae
Exons: 3
Coding region: 340-1395 (351 amino acids)
Source: RefSeq, a predicted model, not a curated record